AUCCGGACCAACAGGGACUCCCUCAGGCCACAGUGGUCGCACAAUUCCGCGACUACCAUCCAGAAAAAUUUUCCGGCCAAGGAGAUCCUCGUGUAGUAGAUGAAUGGGUUCAGGGCCUUGAGAUGAUUUUUGAGGUCAUGGACUGCCCUGAUCGUUAUCGCAUGUUAUGUGCACAAAUCCAGCUGACCGGUGAUGCCCGACUCUGGUGGAAUGCCUAUUGGAGUAUGCGUCCCGACGAAAAAGAAGGUUGUACGUGGGACCAAUUCAAGGAGUUGAUCCGAGAGAAGUAUUAUCCCUCGUACUACCGAGCAGAUAUGGAGCGCCAGUUCUUGGCACUCACCCAGGGUACUCGUUCUGUUGACGAGUAUGAGAGAGAGUUUACCCGUCUCGGAGCCUUU
Striga hermonthica is the source of this 398-nucleotide messenger RNA. Lineage: Eukaryota; Viridiplantae; Streptophyta; Magnoliopsida; Lamiales; Orobanchaceae. The record is from the annotation of a GenBank genome assembly.